GCGCCAGCACCCGCCUUCAAUUUGGAGAUUAUGCGCCAAUACAUUGAUCAGCUAGACCGCGAGAAACUCGCCAGUAUCGUUCACCAAGCCACACAAGCUCAUCCAGACGUGGCCCUGAUGGUAACUGCUGCCAUCAGGGAAAUCCGCGAAAAAGAGCGGCGUCGCAUCAUCAACUUCGAUUUCUAUUCCAAGGCAAUCUGGAGAAAAAUCAACAUCAAAUAUUCCAGCAUGACCGGCUCAAAACAAUACGAUAUUGCUGGGGAAGUUGUUGGCGAAAUCGCAUCUGCCAUCGAUACGAUCGUCGCGAGCUGUGGUUCCAAUGCCAAUUCCCAAACACGAUAUAAUGGGCUUUCCGUGCUGCGCAAGAUCGGCAAGACAAUCGCUCUUUCGGCAACCGAUACGCUGGGCCAUGAAGUUCAGCAAGAGUUUCAAGGGGAAUCGUGUCUUGAAGAUGGUAUGUGGGAGAUUGUGUCUGCCAUGACAAUACAGGAGAGAGACGACAUUGUGAACGACAACCAGGACGAAGAAGCGCUUUGGCCCAAACUGGAGGAGCUGCUGGGUCUGGCGAAUGACUAUUGCAUCUUUGAGCGGUUGGGGGACGUGUUGGAUUUACUUUCAGGAGAAGGGGACUAUGACGAAGAGAAAGAGGAAAACGAAGGGGAUGGGGAAAAUGAAGAACAGUAUGAAGACUUUUCUUAUGCCAAGGAAGGAGAUGAGACAGAGCAUGAAGGUGGGAAUCCGGAAUUCCUUUCAUGCUGGGAUAUACAUGCACCUCCACAGAGUUCUCCGUGAUGUAUUCGAAUGCGCUGUAUGAUCAUGGUAUCGUAAACAUAAUGUUGAAUACUGGGCGAUAUGUACAUUAGAUAGAUAAUAGCCCUGAUGACCGCUAUUAAUUGAGAACAUGCAGUACAUAAACACUAUGUCCGUUUGAAUGGAGAUAUCUCUA
Molecule: messenger RNA, 946 nt
Organism: Aspergillus wentii DTO 134E9
Lineage: Eukaryota; Fungi; Ascomycota; Eurotiomycetes; Eurotiales; Aspergillaceae
Exons: 1
Coding region: 31-792 (253 amino acids)
Source: RefSeq, a predicted model, not a curated record